GUCAGUGCGCGAGUUCCAAACUUUGUUUACGAAUGUGAUAAAUGUGCAAAAAUGUCUGGAUUUCAUAAAAUUGCAGAUUCUCAUUUAACUAUAAAUGGAACUAAAGUAAAAAAUAAUUUACCCUUAGUUUCCUCAGGCAUUCCAUCCUUAGAUUACGUAGUAGGCGGAGGUAUACCUGCAGGUGGAAUAUUUGCAGUGGAGGAAGAUGUUUUGGGAAGCUACAGCCGAGUUCUGACAAAGUAUUUCCUUGCUGAAGGAGUUGUGUGCAAACAUGACUUGUUGGUUGUUUCAGCUGAUGAGAAUCCAAAGGGAAUUGUCAAGGAGUUACCUCAGCCUUGUGUGGUCCCAAAAGAAGACUGCGUGAGUGUUCCAAAAGAUGAAAUGAAGAUUGCAUGGAGAUAUGAAAGUUUAGCAAAGGUGGAGUCCUCAUUUGAUAAUGAAAUAAAUUUUGGACAUCAUUUUGAUUUGAGCAGAUACAUUGAUUCUGAUACGAUAAAGAACACCAAUAUAACAUAUUGUUAUUUAAAACCAGAUGAAAAAUAUCAGGCUCAUGGUUUUAAGAAUGGCCUUUAUAAGCAGCUUCUUGUUCAAAUUAAGAAAGUAUUGAGUAAAGAACAGUAUAGUCGUAGCAGUAAAGAAAAAAACAUCUUACGAAUCUCUAUACAAUCACUGGGUUCACCAACCUGGAUGGCGAUGGACUGUAAUGAAGAGCCUUUAGAUAAUAAUUAUGGCCAAGACUUAAUUAAAUUCAUGUACUGUUUGAAAAUGAUGCUGCAAGACACUAAUGCUGUAGUGUUUGUUACAAUUCCUGCCCAUUUAUUUGAUGAUGAUCACAUAAUGAAUAGACUGCUAUAUUCAAUAGACAAUGCAGUCAGGAUAGAGUCAUUUGCUGGCUCCGACAAAGAGACAAACCCUGUCUAUAAUGAAUACCAUGGCCUGUUCCAUCUGAUAAAGUUAUCAGCUCUAUAUUCACUUGUGCCUUUCGUACCUUCUAGCUUAGACCUGGCUUUUAAACUCAAGAGAAAGAAGUUUGUUAUUGAAAAGUUACAUUUACCACCAGAACUUCAAGAGUCCAGUGAGCGAGAACAAGACGAUAUUACAGCUACCCCACGAACAUGCGGUGGAUUUAAAAAGAAAGAUAUAGAUUUUUAAUGUAACUUAAGAGCGUAAUCCAAGAUGUAAAUAAAUGAUCUGCAUU
Zerene cesonia (dogface butterfly) is the source of this 1198-nucleotide messenger RNA. It is a transcript of the gene Elp4, whose product is annotated as putative elongator complex protein 4. The transcript has 7 exons. Gene Ontology annotation, cellular component: elongator holoenzyme complex; cytoplasm; transcription elongation factor complex. Lineage: Eukaryota; Metazoa; Arthropoda; Insecta; Lepidoptera; Pieridae. Bases 52 to 1152 code for a protein of 366 amino acids. Gene Ontology annotation, biological process: tRNA wobble uridine modification. The record is from RefSeq and is a predicted model, not a curated record.